This is a messenger RNA of Daphnia magna, 1215 nucleotides long. RefSeq names its product leucine-rich repeat and immunoglobulin-like domain containing-NOGO receptor-interacting protein 4. Gene Ontology annotation, cellular component: plasma membrane. The record is from RefSeq and is a predicted model, not a curated record. NCBI's taxonomy places the organism in Eukaryota, Metazoa, Arthropoda, Branchiopoda, Diplostraca, Daphniidae. Gene Ontology annotation, molecular function: protein binding.
GGCGCCGCCCCUCAACCUGUCUUGUUCGCUUUGAAGGUUUUUUGGUCGUUGUGGACAAAUGAAAGCCAUAAGACAUUGGCCGUGAUGAAAGACGACUGGAAUCUGGUGAAGACAGCUGGAUCGUUUUAUUAUUGACUCGGAGAAAAGACAGACAAACAGCGGAAACUGUUGUGUUUUGUAAAAAAGAAAGGAAAAAAAAAAAAAAAAAAAAAGAAAAAAAGAAAAUGGGCUUAGAUCACAAUUGGUUGUUUACCCGUUGGCUUGUUGUGGUGGUCAUGGUAGCGACUCCUACGGCAGUUGAAACUUUUUGCCCGUCCAUUUGCCAAUGCGAUGACAGUCUACUAGAGACCAGCUGUUCUGGCUCGAAACUCGAUUCUGUGCCCAUCUUGUUGAAUCCUUCGUUGCGCUCGUUACACUUGGCCCACAACCACAUCGCUUCUCUUAGACAAUCUGUCAGUUUUUACGGCGAAUUGCGCCGUUUGGAUCUCAGCCACAAUGGUCUCCAUUCGUUGGGUUUGCUCCAUUUCCAGCCGCUUGGCCAGCUCGAAUGGCUCAACGUUUCCAACAAUUUGGUCUCUUCCUUGGAAAUGGAAUCGUUUUCCGGACUCGCAUCGCUCACCGCCCUCGAUCUCAGCGCUAAUCGGCUCACUCGACUGACGGAUGACCUGUUCUCCGAUCUACCUUCGCUUGUCACGCUCAUCCUCAGUGGCAAUAAAAUUCAAACGGGGGCCAGCGGAGCGUUCAGAUCGCUCCGCAAACUGCACACGCUGCGUCUCGAAGACAAUAAUUUGGGUAACGUCCCUACGGCCGCUCUAGUCCCCCUGGCCGCUGGUUUGCGAUCGUUGCAUCUCGGCAAAAAUCUGAUCGAGACGUUGGAAGACGGAGCGUUCCGUCAUCUUGCCCGUUUACGGCUGUUGGCCCUUAACGACAACGCCAUUGACCGCGUCGAUCCUCUGGCCUUCGACUCGCUCGUUUCGCUCGAUGCGCUGGAUCUCAGUUUCAAUCGAUUUGAUGGACCCAUUGAGGCUUUUAAGACCGUUUCGCCGUUGACCCAUCUGGAUUUGUCUGGUAAUAUUUGGCGCCAAUUGCCGGCCAACUUCUUGUCCGGCCUGCCGCGUCUCCAGCCGCUCAACGUUUCUUAUAUGGAUCUGUCGUUACCAUCUCCACCUCACCUAAAGUCUUGCCCAUCGUCAAUCUGGUCAUGACCAAUAACGC